Molecule: messenger RNA, 1413 nt
Organism: Eremothecium cymbalariae DBVPG#7215
Lineage: Eukaryota; Fungi; Ascomycota; Saccharomycetes; Saccharomycetales; Saccharomycetaceae
Gene: QRI1
Product: UDP-N-acetylglucosamine diphosphorylase
Exons: 1
Coding region: 1-1413 (470 amino acids)
Biological process (GO): UDP-N-acetylglucosamine biosynthetic process
Molecular function (GO): UDP-N-acetylglucosamine diphosphorylase activity
Source: RefSeq, a predicted model, not a curated record
AUGUCGGUUAAAGACGAAUAUGAAGCUGCUGGUCAGGCACACUUGUUUUAUCAUUGGGAAAGUUUGUCCGAACAUGAACGAGAGCAACUUCUAUCAAAUUUGGCUCGAACUGACCCAUUAAAGCUGAAGGAGUGCUACAAAGAGGCAGUUCGGUUGGUUGAAGGUAAUGUUUUGAAUAUGGAUGAAGUUCAGCCUUUACCAAAGGGCUCAUACGAGUCAGUUAUCGACAAUUCUAAGGACCUUAAUUCUCGGUAUGAAUCAUUAGGGAUGGAGGCGCUGAGGAACGGUGAAGUGGCUGUGGUGCUUAUGGCAGGUGGACAAGGCACCAGAUUAGGAUCUUCACUUCCCAAGGGUUGUUACGAUGUUGGACUGCCAUCUAAAAAAUCGUUGUUUCAGAUACAAGCAGAGAGACUGCAAAAGUUACAAGAGUUAGCCGGAUGUUUGAAACCAAUUCCUUGGUAUAUCAUGACCUCUAAACUAACAAGAUCCGCCACGGAAGAAUUCUUCAAAAAGAACAAGUAUUUUGGUCUGAGUGAAAAACAGGUCAGGUUCUUCAAUCAAGGGACGGUUCCCGCAUUAGAUUCGUCUGGUGAACAUUUAAUGUUAGAGUCAAGGACUGAGCUAGUUGAAUCUCCUGAUGGCAACGGGGGUUUAUACCGUGCGCUGAAGAAUAAUAAAAUAUUGGAAGAAUUGUUAUUGAAUGGUAUCAAGCAUAUUCAUAUGUAUUGCGUGGAUAACGUUCUUGUUAAACUUGCUGAUCCAGUUUUUCUGGGGUACGCAAUUCAUCAUGGCUUUGACGUGGCCACCAAAGUCGUGAGGAAAAGGGAUGCCCACGAAUCAGUGGGCUUAAUUGUUUCCAAGAAGCAUAAGCCCUCGGUUAUUGAAUACUAUGAAAUAUCAAAGGAAUUGGCAGAGGCUAUAGAUGAGUCAUGUGGGCUAUUGAAACUGCGUGCUGCUAAUAUUGUGAAUCAUUACUAUUCUGUUGCAUUACUGAAGGAAAAGUUGGAUUUAUGGUGUGAACAUAUGCCGUAUCAUAUAGCAAAAAAGAAGAUUAACUACUAUGACGCAGGAACUAAUAAAAUAAUGAAGCCUGAUAAGGUAAACGGUACCAAAUUAGAGCAAUUUAUAUUUGAUGUUUUUGAUACUAUCCCUAUUGAUAAAUUUGGCUGUUUAGAGGUAGAAAGGUCCGAAGAAUUUUCUCCAUUGAAAAACGGUCCUGGAUCUGUCAACGAUAACCCAGAAACAGCACGUCUAGCAUAUCUACGUUUAGGUACCAAAUGGUUAAGAAAUGUGGGAGCCCAUGUUGAUGAAGGCGUACUCGUAGAAGUCUCUAGUUCUUUGUCAUAUAAUGGUGAGUCUCUAGGUUCUUACAAAGGCAAAAGUUUUCACAAGUCUGGUGAGUACAUAGCUUAA